This is a messenger RNA of Glycine soja, 1274 nucleotides long. Its product is annotated as ethylene-responsive transcription factor ERF003-like. The coding region runs from base 150 to 737 and encodes 195 amino acids. The record is from RefSeq and is a predicted model, not a curated record. Lineage: Eukaryota; Viridiplantae; Streptophyta; Magnoliopsida; Fabales; Fabaceae. Gene Ontology annotation, biological process: regulation of DNA-templated transcription. The transcript is spliced from 2 exons. Gene Ontology annotation, molecular function: DNA-binding transcription factor activity; DNA binding.
UUGACAGAGGACGAAACUCCAUAAAGAGAGCAUUGUAUAAAUAAUCUAGCCGAGCUCCUUCUCCUUCACUUCAGUCACCUUUCCUCUCUGCGUUUGUUUCCCAUUCUCAAAGACACUUCACAAACACGUUUCUCUUUUUUCUCAUCAUCAUGGCCAGACCCCAACAACGCUAUCGUGGAGUACGCCAAAGGCACUGGGGCUCUUGGGUCUCUGAAAUUCGCCACCCUUUGUUGAAGACUAGAAUAUGGCUAGGAACUUUUGAAACAGCAGAAGAUGCAGCAAGAGCAUAUGAUGAAGCAGCUAGGCUCAUGUGUGGGUCAAAAGCACGCACCAAUUUCCCAUACAACCCCAAUGAGCCACAUUCAUCAUCAUCCAAGCUUCUCUCUGCCACUUUAACGGCCAAGUUACAUAAGUGUCACAUGGCUUCCCUUUCCCUUCAAAUGGCCAAGCAGAAACCACCACAGAGCAAAGAGCCUCAACCAUCACAUGGGUCAUCCAAUCCAUUUGCCUUUGCCAAUGUCAUUGCUGGAUCAAGCGCUGACACCGGUUUUCGAUGGCCAGAUAACAGACAUGAGGAAUUCAGAUGGCUUGAAGGGAAUUGGGUUGGUGUGGAAGGCCAGGUUGAAGUUUCCCAUCAACAGUUUCAGCCAGUUCUUGAAGAUGAUCACAUAGAGCAGAUGAUACAGGAGUUGCUUGAUUAUGGAUCAAUUGAGCUUUGCUCUGUUGGCUUAACCUAGACUCUAAAGUAUAAUAGCAUUCAAGGUUUUAAAAAACGGUCUGCAACUGUGUUUUCAGCCGCAACAUAAAGGUUUUUGGAGUGUCUGCUACUGCAAUGCAGUCACAAUUGUGGUGACUGCAUUAGUUGUAUUUGUCUGCAAUUUUCUGUAAUAUCAAGGAACACGAUAAACUGCGAUCGCGAUCGUUUUUUAAAACCUUGAUAGCAUAUUCUCAACUGGCAAGUGCAAACAUCUCUUUAGGGGUACUAAUUCACCAUGUAAUAAAUAAAGGUAUAAGCUUCGUUUAGUACCAAUGGAAAAUCUUAGUCACCUUUAGUUUCUGUUACUUCACCAAUUAGUGGACAACAAUAUGCGGAACCAGAAUGUAGCCAAUGAUGCGAAUGAAAUAUCGUGCAUAUGAUGGACUAUAAUAGAGAAUUUGUAUCAAUAGAGUAAAACUUUCCAGCUUCUGUUUUUGUUUAUAUCCUACUACUAUAAGUUGUCCAAAAUUCUUCAAAUAAAGCAGGAUGAAUGUGGGACCUUGUGUUAGACAUGAUA